AUGGACCCAACAAGCACAGAGUUAGACAUCCCCUCCCUCACAAUCCCAAAAUACCACGCAGCCCUCUCCAACGGCACAACAACCUGCACAGCCCUAGUCACCACCUACCUCGCCCGCAUAACCCGCUACGAUCCAACCCUCAAAUCUCUGCUAUACAUCAACGAAAACGCCCUCGAAAUAGCCGCCCAAAAGGACAAACAAACAACCCACUUCCUAAACAAUUCCCACCCCCUCCCGCCCUUACACGGCGUCCCUAUUAUCCUAAAAGAUAACUUUACAACCCAUGAUACACCCACCAGCGCAGGCGUCCAAGCCCUCCACGCCCUCCGCACAACCACAGAUAGCGAAGUAGUCUCCCGUCUCCGCCUCGCAGGCUGUAUCAUCCUCGCCAAGGCGAAUCUCCACGAAUUCGCCCUCCACGGAACGACCACAUCCUCGCUAGGCGGGCAGACGUUGAACCCGUUCGAUGCGACCCGGACACCGGGUGGUUCCUCGGGGGGAACUGCGGCUGCGCUGGCGGGCGGAUUGGGGCUUGUCGGGUGUGGGAGUGACACGGUUAAUUCGUUGAGGUCUCCUGCGUCGGCGUGUGGGAUUGUUGGGUUUCGGCCGUCGGUGGGGAGGGUUUGUACAAGCGGUGUUGUGCCUGUUAGUUCGGUGCAGGAUGUUGUUGGGCCUAUGGGAGGGAGUGUGGAGGAUGUGAGGGUUGUUUUUGAUGUUAUGAAGAGUGGGAGAGAGGAGGGGGAGGAGGAGGGUGAGAAGGGUCUUGGAGAGUUAGAGGGUGGGAAUUCGAGGAGAAUCCGGAUUGGCGUCUUAGAUGCGUAUUUCGGCCUUGACGAUCCUCGGGAGGAACUAACUGAUGAACUUGUUCAUGAAAAUACGAUUGUGCAACGGGUCAUGCAUGAAGCUUUGGCGUCUAUCAAGACCAAAGCAGGUGCAGAUAUCGAAUUGGUCCAUAUCAAUCCGUCCACCCAUCCGGAUUGGCGCUUCGCAACUCUCGCCUCGACGGCUGAUACGCAAGUCUACGAGUUCCGCGAACGCCUGGAUACAUUUCUCCAAUCGGAGACUGUUAUCUCGCCGUAUCACUCGCUGAAGCAGAUUGCGGAGAGUGGAGAAUAUGAUCAGAACGCGGUUACAAAGGUAUUUACUGCGGCGUUGCAGAACCCGGAGAGAUUUUCGUUGGCAAGUCCCGGGUAUCAGGCUCGUUUGGAGAGGAUUUCUGUGUUGAAGGAGGGUGUGAGGAAGUGUUUUGAGGAGAAUGGGAUUGAUGCGAUGGUUUAUCCGCAUCAGAGGCAGUUGGUUGUGCGGAUUGGGAGUUGUGUGCAGCCGAGGAGGAAUGGGAUUCUGGCGGCUUUGACGGGGAGGCCUGCUAUUUGUAUUCCUGCUGGGUUUAGUCCGUCGACUUGUUCUGCAGCUCAGGGUGUCCCUGUUGGGUUGGAGUUGAUGGGGAGAGAAGAUCGUGAUGAGGAAUUGUUGGAUCUUGCGGAGCGGAUUGAAGGGAUUCUUCAGAAGAGGGAGGCUCCGAGUAUGGAGUGGAUCAAAUAG
Molecule: messenger RNA, 1542 nt
Organism: Penicillium daleae
Lineage: Eukaryota; Fungi; Ascomycota; Eurotiomycetes; Eurotiales; Aspergillaceae
Product: amidase
Exons: 2
Coding region: 1-1542 (513 amino acids)
Source: RefSeq, a predicted model, not a curated record